Molecule: messenger RNA, 3217 nt
Organism: Myxocyprinus asiaticus (Chinese sucker)
Lineage: Eukaryota; Metazoa; Chordata; Actinopteri; Cypriniformes; Catostomidae
Product: tandem C2 domains nuclear protein-like
Exons: 12
Coding region: 61-1485 (474 amino acids)
Cellular component (GO): nucleus
Source: RefSeq, a predicted model, not a curated record
GUACUCAAGACAGCUCGGAGCGCUUUCACUUCACCGCGGCCAGCAGCACAGAUCCACAACAUGACGGAAUGUAUCAAAAACUGCUGCAGGACAUUUAUGUCCCAGGAGAAAGAACCAGAGAUUCAGAUGAUUAGAGUCCGACCUCCCAGUAAAUUAUCAGCUGAGUCUAAUUUGAAGAAGAGUGUUGGAGUAUCAGAGGAUUAUCUCCUUUCUAAACUGCCCCCGGACGGCAAGGAGGUCCCCUUUGUCCUCCCAACCUUCAAGCCCUCCUACAUCCAGCCGAGAGGGGCACAGUACUCUGGCUACAACAUCGGGCAACAGAGCUGCACUAGAACCACUUAUGCAGACAGGAAGGCAGAGCUUGCAGGAGCCAAUCAAAUCGUGUAUGACCCUGAUUUGACCUAUAACACCAGUCAGAUCAUCAGCUUCGUGUCACCGGGUUCAGUGAGACGCCCCAGUAUGAAAGGCAGACCCAACAUAAGCCCUGGCACAGGUUGGGAACACAAUGGCAAACAGAGACUCAGUCACUCCAUGUUUGAUUUGUCAAACCCUCAAGGUCCUGUACAGCGUUAUGAUUCUGUAUCCAGUGUCCAGAGCAGCACAUCAUCCAUUCAGGAUUCCUUUGGGAGCAGCCGUAGUCUAGAGUCCAUUACGCUGUCUGGCGAUGAGAGGGAUUGUGAGCUUGGAAAGAUGUGUGUACACCUGAGGUACGAGGAGGCGGUGGAGCAGGUGUGGAUCACCUUGGUGAAGUGUACAGACAUGAGUUUUUAUACUGAAGGGGUGGGGCCGCAGAGGAUUGGGGUCAAAGGGGUCAUCACCAUGACGAAGCUAGUGCGUUUUAAGAGCACAGUCAAGGAAGCAUCAGCAGACACUGAGUUCAUGGAGACAUUUGUGUUCACUCUUAACUUAGAGCAAAUACGCAGGUCUGCGCUGGUACUGCAUCUGCAGGCUCACACACCACGCAAGCGCACACUGGGAGAGUGUGUGUUAUCUUUCCGAACCCUCGGUCCACAGGAAACACAGCACUGGCUGGAGUUCAGGCCCUACUCUAAAACACACGUAUGUCAUGCUGAGCUUCAGCUGGCUUUGUGCUUUCAGCCUGUGAGCAGUCGAAUGCAACUCCAGAUCCUCAGUGCUCAAAAUAUUCCAUCAUCUUCCUCUCCGCUCACACACAGUUUCUUCGUGAAGGUGGACAUGCUGAGAGAUGGCCAGUUCUUACUGAAGAGGAAAACGAAGGCGAUGAAGUCAUCAGGGGGGCUUGUCCAAUGGGGGGAUGUAAUUCUUUUGCCCAUCAGCAAUCAAGACCAGAAUCUGCAGCUGUCCAUCAAACUCUACAGCCGUGGCUCUGUUCGAAGGAAACAUCUUCUUGGACAGGUCCUCUUGGGUUUUGACAGCUGUUCUCCAGAGGCAGUGGAGCAAUGGAGAGAUUCCAUCACACAUCCUGAAAAAGUGGUGACUUCAUGGCACAGAGUUAGUCGACCCUGAAAGAGAGAAGGUGUAGAAAUGAGAAAGAAAAAAGAAUGAUGACAAAAGGAGCCUUUGUAGCUUUGAGAUGGUAGAGAGGGGUGGUGAAAUCACCAAACACUGUCUUGUAUACUCUCCAACUUCACUGGACUUAGCUGUAGCAACACUAAACUUUUUUUAAAAUUAAUGUCUUUGCAUGUAAUUUGUAAUGUAUGUGUGUGUGUGUUUUUUUUAAUGACGUAAGUCUUUGGAAGAAGGUUAAAUCUGCAUUAUGGCACACAAUAAUUAAUUUUUAGAGGUAAUAACUGUAGUAUUGCGUAAUUCAGAGGUUUAAUCUGAUCUGUAGAUAGUCACAAGGUAAAUAGUCACAAUCUAUGUUCUUUAUUGCUAACUUGAGAACAUGAAACUGCCACAGAAACAGGAUACAUGCAAAAUAGACAUUAUGUGCAAUAAAAUAUACAUCAGAUUGCAGCUCUUGCUCAUUUUAACCAUGUGACAGCAUUUUAAACAGCAUAUGAUAUUAAACAGUCAUACUAAUGUCCGAGUAUAGCUGAUAAGAGCAGGUAUACCAGGCACUCAAAUAAUAUCUUUUCAGAAUUCAGAAAUGAAGUAUUAUGUUCAGUAUUCUUCUCCAGUCAUUGAUUUGGUGAUAAUAAUUUCACUUUCAUCAGCUGUCAGAGGGCAGUAAACCUGUUUUUAGGUGCAGUAGAAACGCUUGUUCAGAAGUGUGUGUUAGUGUUUAGGGUGAACACUUUGAAAAGCUUUUAAUUUUAGAAGUUAAGAAGGGUUUAGGUUACAUUCCCAUCCAAAUGGAAUUCAAUCUGUAAAUUCGUCCUCUAUUUUCUUUCAUGGAGAAAAAGAGAACAAGAGAAAGGGAAAGACCGCAAGAGAGUGCAACAAAGAGACUUUUGUUAACACAGGCAUUUCUCUUCCCCGCAUCCUUUGUGUUGCCCUUAAUUCAAGGUGACCUAAAUCUCUGCAAUCACCAUUUCUAAGAAUAUAUUUUUGCCCAGGUGACAGUAGCUUAUUUAAGUGUUCAUUCUGUUCAUAUUUAAACAGGUAUAUUGUGUUAAGUAAUGCUGUAGUUAAGUGGUCACGUGGUAUUAUGUAAGAGGCUUUUUCACAGAUAUUUAAAAAGCAAACAUUUUGUUCCUAUCGACUAUUUUGUGCCCAUGCACACAAAGAUUUGUUUGAUCAGAGUCUGGUAGCCUGAUGUGACAGCAAUUACAGUUUUGAUCAAAUAACCCUGGGAAAGAAACAGUUGUUUGAAAUUAGUUUAUGAUGGGACAUUCUAAGUUGUAACACCACAUUAAACAUUUUCAUUAUGCUGUUUCAUUGUGCUUUUCAUUGUGUAAACAGUGACAAAACCAAGACUGUGUCAUAACAAACCCAUUUGAACUAAACAGUUAAUUGUCAUACAUGUUUCUGUUUAACUACAGUGUAAACACGUUUGGUCAUGUACUGUAACUUGAAACUUUUGUUUUAAAUGGUAAAAUCUACUGUAUAUCGGCUGGUUUUAUUCAAAUAUAUUAUUUAAUAUGACUUCCAUUAAGUUAAACCAACAAAAGUAAAAAUAACUCCACUUAUCUACUUUCCAGAUUCAACCUAGAACAGGAUGGUCAAAUUCUGAUGUUUGAUUAUGCAGAUUGCGGUUAGUUUGCACUGCACAUUUCUUGAGGUUUUUGUUUUAACUGCCCAAAAACCUGUUCAGCCUAUUGGAUCACAGCACUACAGUCAACUGUAAACCCUAAUA